Molecule: messenger RNA, 819 nt
Organism: Durusdinium trenchii
Lineage: Eukaryota; Dinophyceae; Suessiales; Symbiodiniaceae
Source: the annotation of a GenBank genome assembly
AUGUUGUUUGAUGUUUUCACAUAUUUUCUGAUGUUUUUGAACCGGGCAGUCUGUGGGCCCCAUGGCAUCCAUGGCCAACACGCGCCUCGCGCAUCAAAAACCGCUUGCCGCUCGCUCCGCCAGGCUCGAGCCUCCCGUUCGUACGUUCCUUCGAGGCUCGAAAAGCAAGAACGGCUCACUGCCGCGGUGACGGGCCGGAUCCUACACCCCAUGCUGCAGGACUUGCUCGAGACACUGCCCAUGGGUGAGGAGGUGGUUUUGAGGACACCGUGCCACUACGAGCAAAUUGCCUGCGACUUGGAGCUGCGCGCGCAGCUGCUCGAGCUGCAACUGCCACCCGAACCAGAGCCACCAAAGAAAGUGAUCAAGUUCAGCCCUCCCUUGUGGAAGCAGCGUCAAGCCUUCAUUGUGCAAGCCUUGCUUGCGCGCUGUGUCAAGAGUGUCCUAGACCUCGGUUGUGGAGACGGGAAGCUUCUGGAGGCCUUGUUGCCGUUGGGUUUUGAGCGCCUGGUGGGCUUGGAGCUCUCUGAGCACCGGACGAAGGACGCCCGUCAGCGCCUCGCAGCGGCCGCCCACGGAGCUGCCAACGGCGCCGCCGCGUGGACCGUGCUGUCCGGGGACUUUGUGGCGCCGGAAGAUGAAGGAGAGCAGGCUCCUUGGAUCUUGGAGGCUGCUGGCAUCGAAGGGAUCGUCCUUUGCGAGGUGCUGGAGCACCUGCCGGAGCCCUCCAUGCCGCGGCUGUCCGGGAAGCAGGGGGGGGGAGAAGCAGACGGCCACACGAAUGGUCAUGGGAACGGUGGGAACGCUUUGACGUUCUGA